Molecule: messenger RNA, 516 nt
Organism: Ordospora colligata OC4
Lineage: Eukaryota; Fungi; Microsporidia; Ordosporidae
Product: ubiquitin-conjugating enzyme E2
Exons: 1
Coding region: 1-516 (171 amino acids)
Biological process (GO): protein polyubiquitination; ubiquitin-dependent protein catabolic process
Cellular component (GO): nucleus
Molecular function (GO): ubiquitin conjugating enzyme activity
Source: RefSeq, a predicted model, not a curated record
AUGGUCAAACUGAACUCAAGGAUAAAAAGCGAAAUCCAAAAACUGUACAAUGCAAGAUACGAGGUCCGGAUGAUCGAGGGAAAAUCAACACAGAUGGAGGUCCUGAUCAACGGCCCUGCAGACUCGCUAUACAGUGGUGCAAAAUACAUCGUGAACAUCUUGCUUCCAGACAGCUAUCCGUUCAAAAGCCCGUCAAUAGGAUUCAAAACACGCAUCUUCCAUCCAAACAUCGAUGAGGUCAGCGGCUCAAUCUGCCUCGACGUCCUUAACCAGAUAUGGUCUCCGAUCUAUGACCUGCUCAACAUCGUUGAUAUCCUUAUUCCACAGUUGCUGACAUAUCCAAAUCCCUCAGAUCCACUCAACUGCGAAGCUGGCUCACUCUACCUGACAAACAGAGAAAAGUACAACGAUGUUGUGCGAACAUACGUCGAGCAAUAUGCAAUCCCAAUAACCAAAGAAAUACCAUGCCCAGAUCCACAUGCAUACAUUACCGACGACGAAAGCAUGGAAAUAUAA